Messenger RNA from Heterocephalus glaber (naked mole-rat), 3225 nucleotides. Lineage: Eukaryota; Metazoa; Chordata; Mammalia; Rodentia; Bathyergidae. The record is from RefSeq and is a predicted model, not a curated record.
CUGGCGAUUGUGCGCACACGCAGACACCUGCGAGCCUCGACGCACGCACGCACGCUGACGCACACACGGCCGGCCCACGCAGCCUCACUAGAUCCGUGCCCCGCGCUGCGGCCGGCGGUGAGCACAGAGGAGGGGGCGGGGCCGCGGGCGCGGCUCUGGCGACCAAGCAGGGAGCAACAGGAGUCCACUGCCUGCGGGCGGCGGCGCCAUGGAGGCCGAGCCGGGGCGGGAGUGCGGCGUUCCGGGCCAGAUGCGACAGGAGGGCGCGCUGGCCCUGGCCGAGUUCGCGGCUGUGCACGGCUCGGCGCUGCGCGCCUCCGGCGUUCCCGAGCGGUACUGGGCCAGUCUCCUGCACAAGCUAGAGCACGAGGUUUUCGAUGCGGGGGAGAAGUUUGGGAUAAUGCAGGUGGAGGAGGCAGAAGAGGAUGAAGAUGAGGCCAUCCAGGAAGGACGGAGAAAACAGCCCAACCCAGGGGGCGAGCUGUGCUACAAAGUCAUCGUGACCAGCGAGAGUGGGCUCCAGGCUGACAACCCCAACAGCAUCUUCCUCAUCGACCACGCCUGGACGUGUCAUGUGGAGCAUGCACGCCAGCAGCUGCUGCAGGUGCCGGGGUUGCUGCACCGCAUGGCCAACCUGAUGGGCAUUGAGUUCCAUGGCGAGCUGCCCAGCGAGGAGGCCGUGGCCCUGGUGCUAGAGGAGAUGUGGAAGUUCAACCAGACCUACCAACUGGCCCAUGGGGGUGGACUGGUCUUGGUUUGGGGCACAGGAAAGGAGUUUAGCAAGCCCGGGCAGGGGCAGGAGACACGCGGACAGGGGUUGCCGCCGUCCCACCCGCAGACAGCCGAAGAGAAGAUGCCGGUGUGGUACAUCAUGGAUGAGUUCGGCUCGCGGAUCCAGCAUGCGGACGUGCCCAGCUUUGCCAUGGCGCCCUUCUUCUACAUGCCCCAGCGGGUGGCCUACACACUGCUGUGGCCCCUGAGGGACCUGGACACAGGCGAGGAGGUGACCAGGGACUUUGCCUAUGGAGAGGCAGACCCGCUGAUCCGGAAGUGCAUGCUGCUGCCCUGGGCCCCCGCCGACAUGCCGGACCUCAGCUCCUCCACGCCCGAGCCUCCCGCCGAGUACUACCAGGCCAUUCUGGAGGAGAACAAGGAGAAACUGCCUCUUACCAUCAGCCCAGCUCCCCAUGCUCAAGACCACAUUUUCAAGGUCCACACGGAUGUACAGCAGGUGCUGGGCCACCUCACCCACCCGCGCUUCACCUUCACCACGAGUGAGGCGGAGGCUGACGUCCUGUACCACUUCUCCCACUUCAAGGACUACAGGAAGCUCAGCCAGGAGAGGCCGGGUGUGCUGCUAAACCAGUUCCCCUGCGAGAACCUGCUCACAGUGAAGGACUGCCUGGCCUCCAUCUCCCGCCGGGCCGGGGGUCCAGAGGGCCCUGCCUGGCUGCCACGAACCUUCAACCUGCGUACUGAGCUGCCCCAGUUUGUCACCUACUUCCAGCAGCGGGAGAGGCGGGGCGAGGACAACCACUGGAUCUGCAAACCCUGGAACCUGGCCCGCAGCCUGGACACCCAUGUCACCAGGAGCCUGCACAGUAUCAUCCGGCACCGGGAGAGCACCCCCAAGGUCGUGUCCAAGUACAUCGAGAAUCCCGUCCUGUUCCUCCGUGAGGACGUGGGCAGUGUCAAGUUCGACAUCCGCUACAUUGUGCUGCUGCGCUCCGUGAAACCGCUGAGGCUGUUCGUGUAUGACGUGUUCUGGCUGCGCUUCUCCAACCGACCCUUCGAGCUCAACGACCUGGACGACUACGAGAAGCAUUUCACCGUCAUGAACUACGACCCGCAUGCGGUACUAAAGCAGGUGCAUUACGACGAGUUCAUCCCCCAGUUUGAGAAGCAGUACCCAGAGUUUCCCUGGAGUGGUGUGCAGGCUGAGAUCUUCCGGGCCUUCACGGAGCUGUUCCAGGUAGCAUGUGCCAAGCCACCACCCCUGGGUCUCUGUGACUACCCCUCAUCCCGGGCCGUGUAUGCUGUGGACCUCAUGCUGAAGUGGGACACCCGCCCAGAUGGGACUCGAGCCAUGCAGCCGCAGAUCCUGGAGGUGAACUUCAACCCUGACUGCGAGCGGGCCUGCAAGUACCACCCCUCCUUCUUCAAUGACAUCUUCAGCACCUUGUUCCUGGACCAGCCUGGCGGCUGCCAGGUCACAAGCCUCAUCUAGGCCCUGUGGCCCCUGCCACAAGUGGCCAAGAUGCCGUUCCAGCCUCACCCUCUGCGCUGCUCUGCAGAGCCCCUCCCUGGCCACCUCCCUGCCUCCUCCUCCUGGGGCAGCCCCGGUUCCCCCUCCAAACCCUGGCCUUCCUGGGACCAUCGGCCCACCACACACCGGCGCCACAGAGCCUGCCUACCCCACCCCUCUCCGCUCCUCUCCGCCCUUUGUGGGCUGAGGAGUGUCCCUGUCCCUGAGAGCUUAUCCCCAGCUGCCUCGUUGCAGAGGUCUUAGGGGAAAGGGGUUCCCUGGAGCCCUGUAUCACAUAGGCCAGGCCUUGUCUCCAGUCUGCCGUCAGCGAGUGGCUCCCCUGAGUGGAAAUCUGUCUGCACCCACAAGGCUGUGUGAUGGGCCCCAGAACCAUCACCACACACCAAGACUCCAGAAGGAAGCUGGCUCCUUAGGGUCCCUGCCUCCCUAGGGCCUCUGGGCUCACUGAGCACCUCACCAGGCCCCGGCUACCUCUUGAGAUGGGUGGCACUCUGGGGACAGGACAAGGGGCUGGGUCAAGAGUGAGCGCUAAUGUGGUUCCAAGCAGGCUUUGCUAGUCUCCUCCGAGGUCCAGAGUCAGAAUGUCAGGUUGAUAGGAUUUUUAUUUUGGGGAGGAAAAUGUAAAAUUUCCAGUUCUUCUAAUUUCAUGUUUUGUGUCACUGCAGUGCACCUGACUCAGGUAAGUGGCACUGACUCCCAGUGGCUGGAGCUGCUUCUGGAGCCUCCCCCUGCACAGGGGAGCAGGGCAGGGCAUCAAGUGUUGCAUUUUUGAAGCCAAAACCACCCCUUCCUUAGCAGAGCCCGACUCCAUCUCUGUCCCAGGGCCCCUUAGUGGGGCACUGCACUCCAGCCCGACGGCUGCUGCCACAGCUGAACAGGGGUCCUGUAAUUCUCCCCUUCUUCGCUGGAUUUGUACCUCAAUAAAGUUGGCCUUUUUUUGCCUGUGCCCCUUCCUAUUA